This is a messenger RNA of Spirometra erinaceieuropaei, 849 nucleotides long. The record is from the annotation of a GenBank genome assembly. Lineage: Eukaryota; Metazoa; Platyhelminthes; Cestoda; Diphyllobothriidea; Diphyllobothriidae.
AUGUUGCCGCUCACCAACAUGCUUUCUCGUCCCAAAGGUCCCCUCGAGCUUACGGGUAAGGCACUGACUGCUUUUGAGAGAAUCAAGAAUUCCCUUGUUGAUGCCACCUUACUCAUACAUCCCGCUCCCGAAACUCAGCUGUCUCUGAUGGUAGAUGCUUCGACCGUAGCCGUAGGUUCAGUCCUUCAACAACACCUUGAUGGUUCGACUCAACCACUUGCCUUUUUCUCCAAAAAGCUCUUACCAGCUGAAACACGCUACAGUACCUUUGGCCGUGAACUACUUGCCAUUUACCUGACUGUGAAAUAUUUCCGACAUUCCCUUGAAGGUCGUGACUUCACCGUUUUCACUGACCACAAACCGUUGACGUUUGCACUUCGUUCACACACUGAAAAACUAAACCCCCGGGAUAUCCGCCAACUGGACUACAUCUCCCAGUUUACCUCAGAUAUCCGCCACAUCGACGGGUCACGCAAUGAGGUGGCUGACGCACUGUCCAGGCCUCCCAUUGCUCAUCUUCAGCUUUCACCCAGGAUAGACCUCGCUGAGAUGGCCGCUGAACAACGCCGUGUCGGUCCACCCUGUGAUGAGGAUGUUUCCGGACUCCAUUUUCAGGAACUAUCACUGACAACUGGCAACGGCAUCAUCUUAUGCGACGUAUCCACCCCUUUCCAUCGUCCAUUUGUGCCACCAUCUCUCCGCCGCAAAGUUUUCUCCUCCCUGCACAAUCUGUCUCACCCUGGGAGUCGAGCAACCGACAAGCUGGUUUCCGACCGCUUCGUAUGCCUGGUAUGCACAUGGACCUCAAGGCAUGGACACGGGCUUGUAUCGCCUGUCAACGGAGCAUGA